AUGGUCUUCGCGACGAGCACAGUGUCUGGAAACCCCGUUCCUCUUACCAUCAUCAAGGGCGCAAGCUCAGAGUUCAUUCCGUUCCCUGCUGGAGAGAAUGCUACUGUCGCCGACUUCCACUCCAUCCGCACAAGCACUACCGACUCGCCGUCAUACUUGACAUCUGGCUUCUACAAGAUCGAAAAGGGCAAAGCAUACCCUCUGGACUACACUUGCGAGGAGACCAAGUACGUGAUCAGUGGACAGAUCGACGUUCUGGAUGAAGCAACUGGUGUGACGCAUCACUUGGUUCCUGGAGACUUUGCUUUCUUCUACGUUGGCAGCAAGGUGCAAUUCUCGACAAAGUCUGCCGGUUUGGCGUUCUAUGCUGUAACCAGACCUGUCAAGGCGGCACACCCGAACCUUGCUGGCAGGGAGGAGGAUGUCAAGCAAAAGUCAAAACUGUGA
Messenger RNA from Aureobasidium namibiae CBS 147.97, 447 nucleotides. RefSeq lists its product as uncharacterized. The coding region runs from base 1 to 447 and encodes 148 amino acids. The record is from RefSeq and is a predicted model, not a curated record. The transcript is spliced from 3 exons. Lineage: Eukaryota; Fungi; Ascomycota; Dothideomycetes; Dothideales; Saccotheciaceae.